Messenger RNA from Bombus pyrosoma, 5596 nucleotides. RefSeq names its product visual system homeobox 2-like. Bases 1794 to 3113 code for a protein of 439 amino acids. The record is from RefSeq and is a predicted model, not a curated record. Gene Ontology annotation, biological process: regulation of transcription by RNA polymerase II. NCBI's taxonomy places the organism in Eukaryota, Metazoa, Arthropoda, Insecta, Hymenoptera, Apidae. Gene Ontology annotation, molecular function: DNA-binding transcription factor activity, RNA polymerase II-specific; sequence-specific double-stranded DNA binding. The transcript has 7 exons. Gene Ontology annotation, cellular component: nucleus.
CCCUGUGCUGCUCGGCAGCUCAGUUGCCCAUCGCCGCGACGACGACACGGUUGCGCCACGACGACAGUCAGACGUUAACGUAUCAGGGCUACUCCGAGAGUAAACACGUUGCUUCUCUUAUCUGACGCGUAAUUUGAUUCGUACGGAUCGAGUUUCGAGGGACCAGCAACGCAAGGAGAUCCAGCCAUCAAGCACAGCCAGCGGUUGAAACUCGGCACGCGAAUCCACGUAGUUCAGUACUGGCCCGAUCUUGAGUAGCCGCGGUGGUGCUGUCAGUGAACUGGCUCCGGUGAAUCCGACGGUUCUUUUUCAGUGCGCAAUUUUUAAACGAACACGAGGAGGCGAGAGAAGAGCCGGAAGUAGCGGGAGUAUCUACGGUGUAAGAAGCCAACGAAGAGUAUGGAAAAGGAAUCGAAAUCGGUCGCCGGACGUUACUCGUGAUUCCUCGAUUAUCGUCCGAUUCGUGUUGUAUGAGGUACCGGCGGAAGAGUUUCAAUGCACGAGUGCCUUUCCUGUUCAGUAAAGGAUUUAGCAGAGGCGAGGAAGACUCUGUUGUCCUUGAAAUUCAAUCCCCACACGAGGAGAAUGAAAGAAAGCGGUUCCACGAAUUUCCAUGCGCAUCGCUAAGGUCCAACCAGAGUUUUGUUCGGUGGCAAGAAACGAUGAAUAAGCCCAUCACGUGCUAUCUGGAACUUGAAUAGAAUUUUUGAACGGAGAUAAGGUUCUAAUUGUCUUCGAACGAGUUCAGUUUAGCGAACAAGUCUACCGGUCGGUACUCGAGCAGGGAUGAACGCAGGAAUCCGUACCUGAUCACAACGAAACCACCAUUCAACGAAGAGACUAGACGAAAGUGUGAGGUUAAACGCGUAGUUUCUAGACAGUAGAUGUGUUAAAGUGUGAAACGAAACACGGGAUAAUACGGUUGCACCGAAAACAGGAACCGAGUUGUUUCUCGAGUCGCCGCUCAAGUUGCCGUCGCUCGCUGCAAGCUGUCCGGAGUUGCUUCGCUCGACGGAUCGCUGGCUUCUACCUUUACAACGAAGAUAAGUUGAAAACACGUUACACUAAGCACUGUAAUCAUUCUCCACGAUCGACGAAUAUUACUUUUGGACACAUUUUCAAUGAUGGAGAUUUAUGAGAACACUUAGGGCCGCUGACAGGUCCAUCAGUCGGUUUCUUCAUUUUCGUACGAACGAAUACCUCUUAUAUUUCGCGAUAUCAACUGAACUGCUCAAUUAGUAAUCGCUUCGUAGCAAGCCUAUAAUAAGAAUAAACUCCUAGUGAUUUCCGAGUUGCUAAAGCUAUUGAAAACUAUGCGACUGCUCGCCGCAAACCGUCGGAUCUCGAGCAAGCGUUAUGUCAAGGCCUAGCAACGAUAAUAGCUUCGUUCUUUUCUAUUCGUUUCUUUGACUAUACGAAUGAAUCAGUCUGCGAUUUUUAAUCUUCUGUAAGCAUCGUGUACGGUUACCACAGAGCCCAACGAAUUCAGCCUUUCCGUUCGAGAGUCUCCAACAGCAGAAUCGCUUAUAAACAAAGUUCCUAGCAAUCGAGACGUUACCUCGAGACGAAAGAGCAACGACAAACUGUUCAAACUUGUAGCGUCGAAUAGUCGAGUAGCGGCGCAGGCGAAACGAACAACGAUCUCCUUCAAACUUGUUGUUUCAACGAGUUCAACCGAAGAUGCUCCAUUGACGGGGAGAACAAGCAAAGGAUCAAAACGUAUAGCAUUAACGAUAAGUCGUGAGAGAAGAAUGUCGUUUUGAGCCGUUGGAAUAAUCAACAAAGACACAAAAAUGCCGCAGCGAUCGCCGUUUGCGAUCCAGGAGCUGCUGGGGCUGAAUGGUACCGGAAACGGAAGCGGUACCGAUCGCGGCUCACCUCAAGGAUCACCGCCGGCCGGCGUCUCCGCUGUUUCUUACGCGCCUACGGCGCCUCAUCACAAGUUAUGGGACUACAUGCCUAGCUUGACGAAUCAUCUGGGCAAUCUGGGGAAUCUUGGGAAUCUGGGCAACCUCACGGCCUCGCGGAUGGCCUAUCUGAAUGCGCAGGCGGCCGUCGCGGCUGCCUUCCUGCCGCCGCCCCACCCCCACCCUGCACACCACGUACCGCAUCAUCAGGUACAUCAGCCGGGACAACUUCCGGCUUCACCGGCCGGUGUCAACGUGCAUCCGGGUGCACACGCGCAGCACGUACUUCCGGGUACCGCAGUUACCACGAACCAUCAUCAGCAUAGUCCGACUCAGCACACGCCACCCCAUGGUUUCUCCCAAUCGAAGAGUUCGUUCUCGAAUACCAGUCCAGGUGUCGGGCACAAUAUAGAAUCCGGGAAAGAUUUCACGGUCGACGGUCUCUCUGGUUUCAGUAAAAAGAAGAAGAAGAAACGCCGUCAUAGCUCCAGGACGAUCUUCACGUCACAGCAGCUGGAGGAGCUGGAGGCAGCCUUCAAGGAAGCCCAUUAUCCUGACGUGUAUGCUCGCGAGAUGCUCAGCCUUCGAACCGAUUUGCCCGAAGACAGGAUACAGGUCUGGUUCCAAAAUCGGAGAGCAAAAUGGCGUAAGACUGAGAAGUGUUGGGGCAGAAGUACCAUAAUGGCGGAGUAUGGCCUGUACGGAGCAAUGGUGCGACACUCCCUACCGCUUCCGGAGACUAUACUGAAAAGUGCCAAGGAGAACGAAUCGGUAGCGCCAUGGUUGCUAGCUCAAUCAUCUAAGACGAGCAGCUUUAGUCAAGAUAUCGAAAAUAAUCAAGAACUGAUUGACUGUGGCCCCGCAGGGAUGCACCGGAAGUCAAUCGAAGCAGCGGAACAUCUCAAGUCCGGCGGAGAGGACAGCGGAAACGAUCACAAUGGAAGCGGAAGCAGCCCCCAUCAUAAUCAUCAUCAAGGUGGACCGACCAGCUCCGAGAGCGGACAGGAAAGUCAGGACGGUAUGGGACCUUCUUCGUCGUCAGGAAUCGUUCAGGAUACGGAACAGCUGAGGAACGAGAGCAUCGCCUGUUUGAGGGCGAAAGCGCAGCAGCAUCAGCUACAGUUGAGUCUACAACCUACGGCUGCGCCUACCAGCACCUCGUAUCCUGCAGGGCCGCAGUCCAGCACGCUUCAUGCCUCCGUUUAAUCACCGUUUCGACAUUCCUUCCACGAGUCAUCGGAACUAGAAGACGUUCAAUACUUCAGAGAACAAUCUCGUUCGAACUUUAAACGCUACGUUUUCAGCAAGAAAUUUUGCCAAUAAUCCUCGCGACCGAGUUUCAGAGGAAACGGAAGCCCGUCGAAGAGAUCGCGUCAGCGGACUAGUCGGCUAGUCGGUCGCCACAAAAAUUGUUCUUCGUCUUUUCUUCGAGUCGCAGAGCUUCGCGAUAUCGUUACCGAGUCUAAUUUCGACGAAUCAGGGUAAACGUCUAUAAAAGGUACCUAUACGACAGUUGUACAGACAACAUAUACCGUACACACAUAUACACACAACGAAUACGAAUCGUUCGCGUUCGAACGAUCAGGCUAAAUCAUCGAAGCGCUGAUCGAUAUCGCGCAGAGCCUACGCAAUUCUCGCAUUUCGCGUCUCACCUUCGAACGAAUCGACAAUAGGAGGAAGCGUCGAUCACGAAGGGGACGAACAACGAGAAUUACUUCGAGUCGGUCCUCAUUCAACGAAACGGUGGCCUAUGGACGGCCAAGUACAAUGACGAAUCAUCGAUCGCGGUGUGACAAAGCUCGCUUCCACCCGUCGACAGCGACUCGUUCUCGCGAUUAAAUGCUUUUCCAGGUUUACACCUCGAAACAGCCUCCCGUAUCGGCGAUCGUGUGUCAAAAUCGUGGAAACUCGACAGGCAACUUACGGCAGGUGGGUGUCUGCGCGAGCGAGUCGCAGGUGAAUCGACGCCAAGUGGAAGGCGAACAACUAAUUAGGAGUUAUAGCCGCUUUAAAUAGUGCGAGUAUAAAUAUAUACAUAUGUAUGGAGGAGCGUGUUUGCUGCAUCGUGAUUACGUUAAUUACAGUGAGUCAAGAGAGGAAAAGAUAGAGAGAAAGUGAGCGCGUGAGUAUGCCUGCGUACCUUGAAACGAACAUUUCGCCUUUAGGAGAUCACCGGAAUGAUUUGCAACGAACAACAAGCUAAAUAAAUUAUCAUGGCGAGUGAGACGAGUUUACGAAUUAAAAAUUGCCCGACACAUCGAACUUGGACGCCUCGAACACGCCUUCUGUGACGUUGCAUCGAAGCGACAUGCUUUCCAGUUCACGAGAAGUUGGAAAAUCGUUUGAAAAUUUACGAUAGAUGCCACAAUUGCGGAUUAAUUGAUCAUUAAAGAGUACGUGUUGAGCUCAUGCGUGCGUGUGCUAGAGAAAGAGAGAGAUAUGUUUUUGCGGAUACCACAUGUGUGUGUGUGUGUGUGUAAAAGAGAAAGAGAGAGAGAGAGAGAAAGAGAGUGCGUGUGCAACGGAAAAUCUUUAUUAGAGAACACUUCCUAUACUCAAGUACUUAAAGAAGACGUAACUGUUGUCAAAUGUGCAAUAUAUCGGUAUAAGUUCUAGCUGGAUAAGGCAUUAUACUUUAUUUACGGAUACAAUUAUGUGAGGUGGUUGUCAGGGUAAUGGUGCGUCGACGGUCGGGCAAGAAAGGUCAAAGCUGACUAAAAUUGAUCGGAAUAGGAUGCAAUCUACGAGUCAACGAGAGGAUCUUUAAUUCUCUGUGCAUCUUUGCAACGAACGCGAAAUUUCAAAACCGCAUGACCCAAAGAAAUGGAACCUUCUACGACACAGAGAUAAUUAUCGUAUUAAUUCGUUACUCGUUACGCGAUUCAUAGAUCAAGAUGAAUAAUUUCGGUAUACCAAUGUCGGCACAGAGAAUUGUUAAAAAAGAAAUUGUAAAAAGAGUAUAAAAUUUUUCGAUAGUAUAUUUAAGAGUUUCUCUCGUCUUGCAUCCUGUUUGUUAACAAAGAAGCAAUUACUAAAGUAGACGUUGUUGCCACAAAGAUAUUGCCACGUGUAAUUUUUAUUCUUCCACCUCGAGGACGAUGUUCGCGCCGCGCUGGCGCCGUUACCUUGCUCCUGCCCACUGUAUAUAAAUAUAUAUAAAUACAAAGUAUAUAUAUAUAAAUAUACAUAAAAAAAUAUAAAUGCGAAUAUAUGUGGUUACGAGGCACCCUAAGCCGGACGAGUCUCUUUGCGAUUUUUCUGUUUACAGUCGGUCUCGUGAUCGUGCACCUCACGUUUUCAAACAUUAAUAAUUACCUUUCUGAUUCGCGUCACUUUUGCACGUUUUGUUCUUUCUCAACGCGAGAAUAGACCUUCGAUUGAAGCAAGGACGAAGGACAUCUCAAGCGGCAAAGAGUUUCGUUCGUCUUAGAUCCACCGGAUUAUAACACAUAACGUAACGCACUAUAAUUUAAACAAAACAAUUACGGGAUGAGGUAACCACAUGCUACAUUGAGGCAAGAAUGAAAAUGGAGGUAACGAAAGGAACGCUGCUGUUGUUUGUAAGACACACUUAACAACGCGCUUCGGAUCUCAAGCGAAUUCCCUGUAUCCGAAUGCUCCAACGCAUGCAUAGUAGUCGGCUAGUGUAUGUAAUAAAUAAAAUUUCUGAACAAAACGAUACUGCAUUG